Messenger RNA from Triticum dicoccoides, 1256 nucleotides. Its product is annotated as phosphoserine phosphatase, chloroplastic-like. Gene Ontology annotation, cellular component: cytoplasm; chloroplast. The record is from RefSeq and is a predicted model, not a curated record. The transcript is spliced from 8 exons. The coding region runs from base 123 to 1019 and encodes 298 amino acids. Gene Ontology annotation, molecular function: magnesium ion binding; L-phosphoserine phosphatase activity. Lineage: Eukaryota; Viridiplantae; Streptophyta; Magnoliopsida; Poales; Poaceae. Gene Ontology annotation, biological process: dephosphorylation; L-serine biosynthetic process.
AGAGGAAGGCGAGGAACGCUACGCUGCCCGUCACCAGCCAAACCACUGUUCGGCAAGGAGAUCUUACCUGGGCGCGCCAUUCGACGGGACGAAGAACAUUCUUCCGUUUUGCAAGCGCAGGCAUGCAUGGUAUGGCCAGUCCGAUCAGUGUACGCACCAGCUCGAGGCAUGCUCUAUCCGUCCCUCGGUCAUCUUUAGUUCGAGCAGCACACGCUUCACAUUUAGUGAUAAGAGUUGCAGAUCCAUUAUUCCCUUGCGCUAAGCUCUCGAAAGCGCGUGCUGUCAUGGCAGCAGCAAUGGAGGUCUCCAAGGCCCCUUCCUCUUCUGGUUUGGCAAACCGCCAGCCAUCCAAAGAGGUUCUUGAGACAUGGCGCAAUGCCAAUGCGGUGUGCUUCGAUGUGGAUAGCACUGUAUGCUUGGAUGAGGGUAUUGAUGAGCUUGCUGAUUUCUGUGGGGCUGGGCAGGCAGUUGCCGAGUGGACGACAAAGGCGAUGACAGGGACCGUUCCAUUUGAAGAGGCUCUUGCUGCCCGGAUCUCUUUAAUCAAGCCAUCUCUGUCCCAAGUUGAGGACUGUUUGGAGAAGAGGCCACCCAGGAUUUCUCCUGGAAUCGCAGAUUUGAUUAAGACAUUAAAAGCUAAUAAUACUGAAGUAUUCCUUGUGUCAGGAGGUUUCCGGCAAAUGAUCAAGCCUGUGGCAUUUGAUCUUGGCAUUCCUACUGAAAACAUCAUAGCAAACCAACUGCUAUUUGGGUCAUCCGGAGAGUAUGCUGGAUUUGAUCCCACAGAGCCUACUUCUCGAAGUGGGGGUAAAGCAGUAGCUGUGCAACAAAUAAGACAGGAUCAUGGUUACAAUACACUGGUUAUGAUUGGAGAUGGUGCCACUGAUCUUGAGGCUCGGCAACCUGGUGGGGCAGACUUGUUCAUCUGUUACGCCGGUGUCCAGAUGAGAGAAGCAGUUGCAACCAAAGCUGACUGGACCGUCUUCGAAUUUCAAGAGCUAAUUUCUGAAUUGUCAUAAUUCUGAUACCUCACAGUGAUUCUGAAUCUUUUGCUGUUCACACGUGACAGAUGAUUGUAUGUGCUCAUGCUUGUGUUCAGCUGUAUCACUUAAUUGCAGUUAUUUCGCUUUUCGGUCAUUCCUUUCAUGAGGUGGUGCCAGAACUGAAUCUGGUUGUGUUUCUGAAACCUGGUGGUCAUGUGUAUCUGAUAUGGAAACCUGAUAGUUAUGUAUUAAUAUUAAAAUUUAUGGUUAUCU